AAAUGGUUAAAUUAUUAAGUCCAUUAACAAUUGAGCUAUUAUUACUUUUUGAUCUAUAAUUUUUUCUUUUUUUUUUGUCGAAGAUAACCUAAAAACUUGGAAAAUACAUGUCAAAAUAGUAAUUCUGUUUAGCAUGUUCAUGGGUGCGUACCCAACGCCGCCGCCACCACACUGGUACGGUGGGUAUCCACCGCCACAGGGUGCGAACCCACCGCCGCCACCACACUGGUACGGUGUGUAUCCACCGCCACAGGGUGCGAACCCACCGUCGCCACCACACUGGUACGGUGGGUAUCCACGGCCACAGGGUGCGUACCCACCGCCACCACCACCAGCACCACACUGGUACGGUGGGUAUCCGCCUCCUCCUGCACAGGGUUACGGUUAUACCGGGCACCUGCCUUAUGGUGGGCAUGGGAACAUGCCGGUCCAACAGCCAGCAGCCAUGCUAGGACAAGUGCCGGCGGGCGGAUUGUUGGGCAGUUUGUUCCUGGUCAAUAUGGGAUGUGAUGCUUUUGCCAAUUUAACGGAUGCGCUUGGCGGUUUGUUGGAUCUGUAAGAAGGUUUUUUUUUUUUUUU
Molecule: messenger RNA, 579 nt
Organism: Rubroshorea leprosula
Lineage: Eukaryota; Viridiplantae; Streptophyta; Magnoliopsida; Malvales; Dipterocarpaceae
Source: the annotation of a GenBank genome assembly